AUGGAGAUCCCCUUAAAGUCACAAGCAAAGGUAUCUCUAACUGAUAUUCGAAAACUUGAUAAUAGCAAAUAUCACAUCGAUAAUGAUGACACUCUUGAUACGUAUGAUGAUGAACACCAAUUGAACAAGUUGACUAGAACUUAUUCAGAGACUGAAGUCAACAAUUUCGAUGAGGAAACAGGACAUAGGUUGUAUGACGACGAAUUAUUUCGUCCAAAGAGAACCUAUAUGGAUCAAGAGACAGAGUCCGGUAUCAGCAGGUUAUACAGUCGAUCUCAUGGGCGUCCAUUUGGAAUCGAAGAUGAAUACAUUCCUGGUUUAAACUUUAGUGACAUGGUUUACAAGUGGAGUGACACACCAGAUUUGUCAAGAACCAACAGCACCAGUUCGUUUUUGGACUUGGAUGAUUUGCAUGCUCGGGUUUCCCCAAAGAAGAUCUUUCAAGGGUCGCUUACGCUGAUGUCAUUGAAACGAAUGAAGACGAGUCAAAGUGAUUUUGACAUGAUCUUAGACAGCUUACCAUCCAAUUUCAAUGAUAUGCCAUACUCCCAGAGGAAAAAAGUAGUGAAGUCGAUCAAUGAAAACGUUGAUUACUCUCAAUUUUCCGUAUACAUGAAGAACUAUUUCGGUAAAAAGACUUUGGCUGGCCGAUUACUUUCAUCGACCACAGACUUGAAAAAGAUAGUUCCCUUGAAUGUUGACGAGAAAGGAGCUAGAGUCAUGGAAUACACAUUGGGUAAAGUCAUAGGGUUUGGUGCGUGGGGUACUAUUCGAGAAUGCUUCGAUAAUAACCAGAACCCCUAUGCCAUGAAGAUUGUUAGCAAUAAGAAGAUGAGUGUCAUUAAUUUAUUCAAGCGAGAGAUUAUGAUUUGGGAGCAGUUGAAUCAUCCAAAAAUCUUGAAACUCUUCAAAUAUCUUGAAACAGAAGAUUCUAUCUUUUGUUUAAUGGACAGAAUCAAAGGUGGAACAUUGUUUGAGUUAGUUCUGAAAUGGGGGGUUAUUGAAGGAAAUGAAGACUUUUCUGAGGAUGCCCAAUCAUUGGGGGGAGGCCCCAUAAGGCCUGUAAGAUCAGCUCAAAGCAUAUCCUCUUUUUCCAUUCCUAGCUCAAGAAGAGUAGAACUUGUAAUCAAUUUCACUAGACAAAUCGUCAAAGGAGUCCAGUAUUUACACAACUCAGGCAUAGUUCAUGGAGAUAUCAAACUUGAGAAUAUCUUGGUUGAUAAGACUAAAGAAGCAGAAGAUGAUUGGCAGAUGAUUAUCUGUGACUUUGGAAUGUCAAGAUUCUAUAGGCUGAGGUCAAGCACAGAAAUCAGAUCCAAAAGUUCCAUGAGCGAAGUCCGCAAACCUUAUAAAGGAGAAAGUCUCCACAGCAGGUUAUUACUCAACGAGUUGAAUGAGAAGUCUCGAUCUAGAAACAACUUAUCAAUUAAAUCUAUGUCAAGAUCGAAUUCUCCCUCAAAGAGUGAGCCUACCCUGAGCAGUUCUCUCGAAAGUAUCAAAAAAUACGUUAGAGAAAUGAAAGCUAAAGAGCUUAAACGUCAAAGUCAAGUGGACCUAGACUUGCCUGAUAGCCACAUUGGAUCUUUACCAUAUGCAUCACCUGAACUAUUGUUACCGAACCCCCCACCACUUGGCCCAUCAGCAGACAUUUGGGCUCUUGGAAUCUUGAUCUAUACUAUGAUCAUGGGAAGACUACCAUUCCAGCAUUUCUAUGAACCCAGGCUCAGAGCCAUGAUUAUAAAGGGCAAAUUCAAUCGGAAGGACUUGGAGAAUGUUCUUAAAGAUCAUGAAUGGGUUAAUGGAUUAAUAACGGGAUGCUUAGAGCUGGAUAUAACCAAACGAUUAGACAUUGAUCUAAUUGACGACAUGAUUGAACGAAACACAAAUACCGCAUAA
Molecule: messenger RNA, 1896 nt
Organism: Yamadazyma tenuis ATCC 10573
Lineage: Eukaryota; Fungi; Ascomycota; Pichiomycetes; Serinales; Debaryomycetaceae
Product: protein kinase
Biological process (GO): intracellular signal transduction; protein phosphorylation
Cellular component (GO): cytoplasm
Molecular function (GO): protein serine/threonine kinase activity; ATP binding
Source: RefSeq, a predicted model, not a curated record